Messenger RNA from Dinoponera quadriceps, 2163 nucleotides. It is a transcript of the gene Con, whose product is annotated as connectin. Lineage: Eukaryota; Metazoa; Arthropoda; Insecta; Hymenoptera; Formicidae. The record is from RefSeq and is a predicted model, not a curated record. The transcript has 5 exons. Gene Ontology annotation, molecular function: protein binding. The coding region runs from base 1 to 1611 and encodes 536 amino acids.
AUGCGUCGGAUCGCAACGCGCGUUUCCACGCUGCAGCUGAUGCUGCUGGCGAUUGUGAUGAUGUGCUGCUGCGACCUGGUGAAUUCGAUAAACUCGAUGAAGUCGCGCGGACGGAAGAAGGCGAAGACGAACCUCUGCCACAUCAAGGACCAAACGGCGCCCAUGAACUGCAACUGCUUCAACCAGCAUAACGGCACCGGUAUCGACUGCUGGGUGGUGAAACCGUUGGCGCCCGAGGACCCGUUCUGGGAGCACUUCGCGUCGCAGACCCACCUGGAGAAGCUGUUGCUGAAGCAGCACGAGAACGGCAUCCUCGACUACGUGCCCACGCAUCUGUUGCACAAGCUGAAGAACCUGCGUGUCUUCGAGCUCUACUACAUGCAGAUAACCCAAAUCGCCGAGCACACCUUCACGAAUUUCUCCCUGUACGAGCUGCGCGUCACCGACAGCAAGAUCAGCACGCUGCGCAAUUACAGCUUCGAGAACAUGAAGGACCUCGUGACCCUCGAUCUCGGGAGGAACAACAUCAGUACUAUUGACAGGAACACGUUCGUGAACUUACCGUCCCUGCGCACUCUUUACCUCGACCGCAACCAAAUCGGCGUGGUGCAUGACAAGGCGUUGAAGCACCUGACCAUGCUGCAGAAGCUCGUGCUGAACCACAACAAGAUCCGUACUAUCACCCGCGACACUUUCCACGGGCUGCACAACAUGCAGCAUCUCGACUUGCGCUACAACGACGUGCAGAUGAUCGGUGUGAGCAACUUCGCGGAGAUGUCGGAGCUAAAGGUGCUCCAGCUCGACAACAAUCGCAUCGAGGCCAUCGAGAUGCACGCGUUCCAAGGUAUGCGCAAGCUGCGCAGGCUCUACAUCAGCGGCAACCGGCUGACGGAGCUCAAGACGGACUUCCUCGUGGGCGCGCCCCACGUACAGUUCCUCGAUUUGCGUCACAACGUCCUCAAGACCAUGCCCUUCGAAAUCGUCAAACCGAUCGUCCUCAACCUGUACAACGAUAACAGCAGCUUCUACCUGAACGACAACAAGCUGUACUGCGAUUGCUCGCUCACCUGGAUCUGGGGCUUGCGGAACGAGACGAGGAACAUUCAGAUGAGGAGCUUGCUGGAAAGGCUCAUCUGCUACUACGAGAGCAACGACACGGAGAAGGUCUACGGCGAGUACCCGGAUAGGAAUCUGGCGCAGGAGAGAAAUCAGCAGCAAGAGAUCAUGCAGAACCUCGAGGAGAACACCGCCGACAAUUCGAGAUACAGCGAGCUCGACGAGGAGGGCAAUCGCGAGGAGGACGAGCGCGAGAAUAUCGACGAGCCCGAGAUUGACGCGCCUCUGCCGAAAGUCGGCGUCAAGGCCGACUGCGACGGCAAGGUGUGCUACACGAAGCGGCUGCUGUCCAUGAAGACUGAGGACCUGCCGUGCGUGAAGCAUACACACGAACUGAUGGCAUCCGAGCAGCCCUCCAGCCAUCUCGAGAAAGCCCGUGCCGGGCUGUCCGGCUCGAACUGGUUCAGCUCGUCGGCCGAGGCCACCAGUAGCGUCCUCGUGGUCUCCUUAUUGCCGUUCCUGUUCGUCAUCGUCGUUCCGCCGUUGUUCACGUAGAAGCGGCUGCUACGCGUGCGAGCCGAAGACACGAGGAGGGUGGCCGGCGAUCCCGGCCUCCAGGUGUCCCCCGGCGCGUGAAUGGGAUGAUGAUGUACACGUUAAUAGAAAAACGAAACGGCCGUGUGAGAGAGACGAGUGGACUAUCGCGUGGGUGGCUGGCUGCCUGGCUGCGUGCAUGUGUGCGUGCGUGUUGCGUGUGUGCGUGUGUGGAUGUGUGCACUCGAGGCGGACCCACCGAUGCCUGGACGCGCGCACAUGACUCUGGACACUAACUCUUCUUGUUUCCGUCUUUAACCCGUUAGGUCCUUAAUUGGUUGUUUUAAAGGACUUCCCACGCUUCCCACAAACCAUCUUGUAGUGAUUUUUACGUAAUUGUGUGGAACAGACAUUGGCUGGAUAUUGCGGAGACGCGAGGGAAAUUUCUCGCUGUCAUCACACGCGCUGUGACGAGAAACGCACAACGAGAAAUUUUUCAUUCGACGCGCGUCCCGAACGGCCCGCGCAAAUUUUUUCGUUGAUUUAACACAAAGUGAAUGUGUUGAGAAGUAA